AUGGAGCCGGACAACAGCCCCCGGAAGAUCCAGUUCACGGUCCCGCUGCUGGAGCCGCACCUGGACCCCGAGGCGGCGGAGCAGAUUCGGAGGCGUCGGCCCACCCCUGCUACACUUGUGCUGACCAGUGACCAGUCAUCCCCAGAGAUAGAUGAAGACCGGAUCCCCAAUCCCCUUCUCAAGUCCACUUUGUCCAUGUCUCCACGGCAACGGAAGAAGGUGACGAGGACCACACCUACAAUGAAAGAGCUUCAGAUGAUGGUUGAACAUCACCUGGGACAACAGCAACAGGGAGAGGAACCUGAGGGAGCCGCUGAGAGCACAGGGACCCAGGAGACCUGUCCACCUGAGACCGCAGGCACACCAGCGGAGUCAAGGCUGGGUGCCUCUGGGGAAGCAAAAAAGCUUGCAGAAUCCACCCCGAACACUCAGGAGAGGGGCAGUGAGAAACCCAGCACAGACGAACUCUCAACCCAUAUACCACCACCGGGGUCCCAGGGAGCCAACUCGCAGGUCUGA
Pipistrellus nathusii (Nathusius's pipistrelle) is the source of this 519-nucleotide messenger RNA. NCBI's taxonomy places the organism in Eukaryota, Metazoa, Chordata, Mammalia, Chiroptera, Vespertilionidae. The record is from the annotation of a GenBank genome assembly.